UUGUAAUCUCCGAGAGGCCCCACAACAGCAAUCAUUCUCGUUCCAAAUAAGAAGGAAGCUUCGCCACUGAGAGAGAUGAACAGAUCUUGUGGGAGUCUGGAGAUAGCCAGAGAGUAGCAGAAUAUAAGCCCUGGAGUUUGUUAGAGCUUAUUAAUUCAUCUUAGCCUAUGCCCUCUUCCAGAAAUCACCUUCUCUUCAAUGUCUCUCUCUGGUGUCCAUUCUAUCAUCCGGAAGUGAUUUGAAGAUUCUUGUGUGCACUGCUUUUGCCAUUGAUUUUUAAUUUAGGAACCAUGUCUGCGUAUGCCCAUGAAAUGGAGCGGGAGAUCUCAGCCCGGAGUCUCUCCAGUAGAAAUUCUGAGAUGGGAAGCCGGUAUGUGAUGGAAUCAGGGUUCUACAUGACGUCUUUUGCUGCAACGAUCUUCAUUGCUUCACUUGUAACUGUAGGGGUUUUAUUAAUCACUUUGCUGAUUGCAUUAACAGUAAUGUUGCAAUCUUGUCAGAGUAAGAGUUCAGGGGUUGUUGAGAUUCAGAAACCAGUCGAUGAUUACAAUGGUUGCAAGUUUUUUGCUCUGUAUGCAGAGCUCAACAUCUUGGAAGCAGAUGAAAUCCCUUCAACUUGCCAGGCUUUUGCUAUUUGGUAUAUUAAAGCUGGUCAAUAUGCCAAAGAUUUAAAUGCUACCAUGCAGGUGGUUGAGAAUUACUUCAGUAGCAUUACACCGCCAAAUGAUGGUCUUGAUGUCGUAUUGAUGGACAUAGAUGACAUUCUUUCCUCAGAUCCUCACCAUACUAAUCUAUUAAUGCACAGAUUUGAUCAGUUCGGUUGUCGUGAUUGUGUCGAAGAGGCUAAGCAUCUGAAGCACCUCCUUAUAUUUAGAUUAUACAUGAAACUUCAAGCUGGCGGGUGGCCUUUGGUUUUGUUAUCAAGAAGGUCUUUGAUACAAAAGAAUGCCACUGUAGGGUAUCUUAUUUCUGCAGGAUACAGUGGUUGGACCUCAUUGAUUAUGAGAUCAGACGAUGAACUGCAAAUGGAUACCUGUCAGUACUUCUCUACGCGAAGGGCUCUAAUGCAAAGAGAUGGCUUCCGAAUAACAGGUGUGAUAAGCAGCCGCAUGGAUGCUUUAACUGGCCCAUAUUUAGGAAAGCGUAUUUUUAAGCUUCCAAAUGCUCUAUAUUACAAUUUUGAGAGCACAUCUAUUUCAGAAUAGAUGAGUUCAUGGCUAAAAAUUCUUUGGGAGUUUCCGAUUGUAAACUCGAUUCAGAGAUCUCCAAUUUAGUUGAUAAUUGUUAUUAUCAGAUAUUUGUAUAUAUUUGUUCAAUCUUUUCAUAUAUUAUAAAUGAAGUGACUUAAA
Molecule: messenger RNA, 1349 nt
Organism: Juglans microcarpa x Juglans regia
Lineage: Eukaryota; Viridiplantae; Streptophyta; Magnoliopsida; Fagales; Juglandaceae
Exons: 5
Coding region: 291-1205 (304 amino acids)
Source: RefSeq, a predicted model, not a curated record